UUUCUUUGCACAUUUUAGGGAAUACUCUAUAUGUGGUCUCUUUGUCGUCGUCUUUGUUAUUCUUUUCAUGUUCUCCAUUCUCUCUCCGAGGAUUGUUGACCGGCACAUAGAGCACAUAGGAUGUGAGAGAAAGGAUAUUGCGUUCUGGUAUUACGGGAUAACGCUCUGAUCCAGGGUCCUCUCCCAGCCCGUCUGUGACCUAUGGAACCAGGAGGCUAAUGUUGACAGCUAGCGGCUGUUGUUUAAGAUACAUGCUAAUGUUAGCCAACUUCCCCUGCACUGUGGCUAGUUGAGGUGUAAGUUCAGCCAAGAUUUGCCCGCUUAAACACUUUUCCGGAUUGCAAAAUGAAUGCCAACUGACCACCAGCCGGCGUGCUGUCGAAGAAAGUGAGCCGUCUACUCAACACUCCCCAGUGGGCAGUGAGCAUGGAGCCGUGGGAGAGGACCGACACCCGGGCAGCACCCAUCUCCCUCCCUAGUCCCUACGUCACCAAUCCGAGGACCAGUCCGUUGUUUAUGAGCCCGGGACAGAAGUCUGACAGGACUGAGGGAGGGACUGAGGGGAGAGGAUGGAGGCCAGGCAGGAAUGGGCCCAGCAACCCUGGGGACAGACGGAACAGGAACGAUGCUGACAGUCGGACUAGUGAGCGACGGACGGGCGACGCUGGGGACCGACGGACCAACGACGAACGCCCCCGGCCGCACACCGCCUCGUCUAGAUGGGAUCCACAAACCAAGAGAACGAGGCACCCAAGUGAACCCCAGUUUAAGGACGGAAGGUUUGGCCAGAGAUCCCCGGACGGAUCAGCAAGAGCUCCGAGGGGCCCCAGGUCCGCCCCCGGCCCUGCACGGAGCCACGGGGGCCCUCCGCGCGCCGAGCCGCCCGUCAGGGGCCCUCCCCACGGGGGCCGGCCCCACGCCAGCCGGGUCACCUUCGAGGUCAAGAUGGCCGAUUUCCCUGAGCUGGCCGCCGCAACGCCAGGAACCUCUGCCCCUCCCGCCCCGAGCUGGGGCCAGAAGCCCCCCUCCCAGGGGCCUCACACCCAGGGGCCUCACACCCAGGGGCCUCACACACAGGGGCCUCACACCCAGGGGCCUCACACCCAGAGGCCUCACACCCAGGGUCCCGUGUCUUCUAACAAGACGCAGUCCGUUAACGAGAGGCCAGCAGGAAGUCCAGGCCCACGCAGACACGCCCGUGAUGUCAGAGCUGUGUCAGCGUCUCGCUCCCCUGACGGGGGAAGGCUCCAUGCUGUGAAACCAGGCCCUGUGAAGGCCUCCCCGGGGGGCCUGGAGAGACCGGCCUCUGCCUCCACCUCCUGGGCCAACGUGGCCUCCCAGCCUCCGAGGAAACCCGCCCCGAGAGAGGACCCCUUCACUGCCGCCCAGGUACCCACCCAGGAGGAGCAGGAGGACGGCUCGUCGGAGAGGAAGAAGAGGAAGAGGAAGAAGAAGCCCCCCCGGACCUCGGAGGAGGAGCCUGAGGAGCCGACGCCCCUCCAGGAGCCGCCCAAGUUUGAGGACGAGGAGGAGUUCCCAGACCUGGGCCGUCCCUCGGCUGGAGCCUCCAGACCAACGGCCAGCAACCCCACGGCCCCCCCGGGGACUCAGAAAACUGAGAAGGCCUCUGGGAAGAAGAGCAAGGUUCCUCUGCAGCUGGACAUCGGCACCAUGCUGGAGGUGCUGGAGAGGAAGCAGCAAUCCCAGAAGUCCAAACACGAUGCCAAGCCACUCUACCUGUCAGUGGGAGGAGCCUGUCCCCUGAGUCUGAAGCAGCCAUUGGUCCAGAAGAAGGGGGCGUGGCAGCAGGACAAGUUUGCGCACAACCCCCUCGACUCGACGAGCCCAAUGGUGAAGAAGGGCAAGCAGAGGGAGGUGCCCAAGGCCAAGAAACCCACCCAGCUGAAGAGGGUGAUCCUAAAGGAGCGAGAGGAGAGGAAGCAGAACCGGCUGCUCCAGGAGAGGGUGGUGGACCCCCACCAGGACCCCAGACCGGACCAGGACAGGGCUGUGGACCCCCACCAGGACCCCAGGCCGGACCAGGACAGGGCUGUGGACCCCCAGCAGGACCCCAGGCCGGAUGAACCCUCAGCCGGAGAGCAGGCCCUGAGCGGGGACACGGGGGAGGAGCCAGCGGACCAGAGACACCUGGCCGACUCAGACGCUGAGGAAGAGCGAGAGGAGGAGGAGGAGCAGCAGCAGGAGGAGGAGGAGGUGGAGGAGGAGGAGCCAGAGGAGGAGGAGGAGCCAGAGGAGCCGGCCACUGUGGAGCCCCUCCCCCCCACCACCCCCCACAACCAGCCCAAAAUCCACAGCAGGAAGUUCAGAGACUACUGCAGCCAGGUCCUGAGUAAGGAGGUGGAUGAGUGUGUGAGUGCGCUGCUACGCGAGCUGGUGCGGUUCCAGGACCGGCUCUACCAGAAGGACCCCAUGAAGGCGCGCAUGAAGAAGCGUCUGGUCAUGGGUCUGAGGGAGGUCCUCAAGCACCUGCGGCUCGGCAAGGUCAAGUGUGUCGUCAUCUCGCCCAACUGUGAGAGGAGCCAGUCCAAAGGUGGUCUGGACGAGGCGCUCCACACCAUCAUAGAGACGUGCCGGCAGCGGGCCGUGCCCUUCGUGUUCGCCCUCUCCAGGAAGACCCUGGGCCGCUGCGUCAACAAGGCCGUGCCCGUCAGCCUGGUGGGCAUCUUCAACUACGACGGGGCGCAGGACUUCUACCAUAAGAUGAUCGAGCUGUCCUCGGAGGCCAGGAAGGCGUACGAGGAGGUGCUGGAGCGCGUGGAGCUGGGGGGGCCACCGGAGGAGGAGGGGGUGGAGGAGGACCCAGGACAGCAGCGCCUCCGCCCUGGUGCCCCCCCUCCCCCCCCGGCCCGGGUGGAGGAGAAGGAGGAGAAGGAGGAGCCAGAGUACAUUAAGCUGUGGAGGAAGAUGCUGGAGAACGACUGCAGUCACCCGUUCCUGAACUUUGAGGAGCAGCUGGGCUCACUGCGUCUGGACGGAGAAGAACCGCGGGAGCGAGCUGAGCAGAGCUGACCCUGAGCCACACCCCCCCCCCCCCGCCCCCCGCCCCCCUCCCCUUCCCCGUGCCUGGUGGUAUAGAGACCACGGCGUCCUGAUGGCGUCCUGAUGGCGUCCUUCUGGGCGUGGCCGAGGAGCCCCCCAGCCCCUGAGCGCCGCCCCCCUCUGAGAGACGCUGCUGUUGAGGGUCUCAGCGUCAGACGAUGAAACGUGAAUCAAACAUGACCUGUUUAAUCAGAUGAUGAUAUAUUUUAUAUAUAUAUAAAUAUAUAUACACAGCGGGAUCGUAAUAACACAGUUUAAUCCUGUCAGCACCAAACCGACGACGUUUUGUAGUUGGACGUCAGCUGGGACCAAACGGUGACAAAGCUCUGGAGUUAAUCUCUCUGGGUCCCGCGUGGACCCAACGCCGCGACCCAACGCCGCGACCCAACGCCGCCACGGAACGCCUCGCCAAUCAUGGGACUGCGCCGUUACCGAGAAAAUGUGAUUUAUCAGAGAACGAGUGAUAAUGGUGGCCUUCAACACACACACUCAAACACACACACAUACACACACACACUGACACAGUCAGAGCUCUACAUUCUGAUCUCUAGGGAGAAAUGAUAACUUUCUGGUAGACCGUGGUCUCUUUUCUUUCUGUCGUUCUUAUCCAAUCACGUUCCACGGUGCUUCUGUUGUCUGGAUACGGCUGAAUGCUCAACCAAUCAGCAGCCAUUAAGUUUAGCACUGCAAAUAGCUUUCCAAUUGCUCCAAACGACCACCUUGACGACCUAACCACUGAGCUUUCACCUUAUGAUUGGAUGAUGAUUUUUAGAGACUGUUUUUUUCCUGGUUGAUUUACUUUGUGAUUUUGUUUUCUGCAACUCUGAAUAUGUGCAUUAAAGGUGUAAUGUGCAGGG
Molecule: messenger RNA, 3917 nt
Organism: Gadus macrocephalus (Pacific cod)
Lineage: Eukaryota; Metazoa; Chordata; Actinopteri; Gadiformes; Gadidae
Product: selenocysteine insertion sequence-binding protein 2-like
Exons: 17
Coding region: 427-3030 (867 amino acids)
Biological process (GO): selenocysteine incorporation
Cellular component (GO): ribonucleoprotein complex
Molecular function (GO): ribonucleoprotein complex binding; mRNA 3'-UTR binding; selenocysteine insertion sequence binding
Source: RefSeq, a predicted model, not a curated record